AAUCGUCCAUCCUGCGAGUGAAGUGAUUGUUCAUUCAAUCUGGACUUCGUGUUUGGUAUGUGAAAAUGUUGUCUUUUUAGAAGAAGAAGUAUACGUGAGUGUAGGGAAAUCAUUGCAGUAAAAGUUGCAGUUAUUAUUCACCCAAGUUUCGCUUUUUAUAUCCCGACAAACGUCCAAAUUGUAUAGUUCGGAUUUUCUCUUGUACCUUUGAUAAGCAGUGGCGUACUGUAGAUUUUUUUGCGUGAAAAAAAGUUAAUCAAUUUCCUCGUGUAUUUGUUAAUUAAUUUACGUGACGUCUUCUUUCCUUUCCUUUUCAUACAUCACGUCGCUGAAAUUGAUCUGCACCUCUGGAUAAGCAGAAGGAGUAUCAAAGUUUUAAAAAAUGUCAGCAAAGGCCAUCAGGGAAGCUUCUGGAAAGGAGCUAAUUAACAAAUAUCUGGCACCAGGUUCCAAUGCAGCUAAAUGUAAUUUUGUGUCUGUGGAUGAGACAACAGAUUGGGAUAAUUUAAUUGCCUGCAAUCCAUGGCUUAAGACGAUGCCUCUUGUCGCAAAACCUGAUCAGCUGAUAAAGCGGCGUGGAAAGUUGGGUCUUAUCACGGUGAAUAAGAACAUUAAGGAAGUAAAGGAAUGGAUUACUGCGAGGAUGGGAAAGGAGCAAACGAUUGGCGUUACGGUGGGGACGCUCAGGAAUUUCAUCAUUGAACCCUUUCUUCCGCACAAAGAUGAUCAGGAGGCCUAUGUGUGCAUCUACUCACAUAGAUCCGCCGAUACGAUCCUCUUCUAUCACCAAGGGGGCGUUGAUAUUGGCGAUGUAGAUGCUAAGGCGCUCAAAUUAGACAUUCCCGUAGGGCAUGCUACUACAGCAGAGGAAAUUGAGCGUGUACUACUAAAGGAAAUUGCUCCUACAAAGAAAAAAUUCGUAGCCAAUUUUGUGUACAAUCUCUACCAAUUGUACGUGGAUUUGUAUUUCACAUAUUUGGAGAUAAAUCCUCUCGUGGUGACUGAUGAGCAGAUUUACAUUUUGGAUUUGGCAGCAAAAUUGGAUUCAACUGCUGAUUUUAUUUGCCGCCAAAAGUGGGGAAAUAUAGAUUAUCCUCCACCAUUUGGUCGCGAUGCCUAUCCUGAGGAGGCAUACAUUGCUGAUCUUGACGCCAAGAGUGGGGCUUCCCUCAAGCUGACCAUCCUCAAUCGAAAUGGAAGGAUUUGGACAAUGGUUGCUGGUGGGGGUGCAAGUGUGAUCUAUUCAGAUACAAUUUGCGACUUGGGUGGAGCGAGUGAAUUGGCAAACUAUGGUGAAUACAGUGGGGCACCGUCUGAGCAGCAAACGUAUGAGUAUGCCAAGACAAUCCUAACCCUUAUGACGUCCUCGCCGAAGCAUCCAGAGGGUAAGGUACUGAUAACUGGGGGUGGAAUUGCCAACUUCACCAAUGUGGCUGCAACAUUCCGUGGCAUUAUUAGUGCCCUGCGUGAAUUUCAACCACGUCUUGUGGAGCACAAUGUAUCAAUUUUCGUACGACGUGCUGGACCGAAUUAUCAGGAAGGUUUGCGAAAGAUGCGUGAGAUUGGCAAGAGUCUUGGCAUUCCACUUCAUGUUUUUGGCCCCGAAACUCACAUGACGGCUAUAUGUGGCAUGGCGCUCAAUAAGAAACCCAUCCCGCAAGCUUGCAAUGUCAACUUUGCCACGGCUAAUUUCCUCUUACCCGGUGGGCAGCAGCAACAGGAAGCGCUAAAACAACAAAAUCAAACCCUGGAGAAGGAUAGUAGUGUGACAUCCGCAUGCCAGACGCCUUUCGAAGCUGAUUUACAUAAUUUUUCUGCAGGCGCCUUCUCAACCACAUCCGUGGUGGAUGGCGUACGUGGUGGUAAGAUGUUCUCCAAAACAACCAAAGCAAUUGUUUGGGGAAUGCAGACAAGAGCCGUUCAAUCGAUGCUUGAUUUUGAUUUUAUCUGUAGACGUGAAGAACCAUCUGUUGUUGCCAUGGUUUAUCCCUUCACGGGGGAUCAUAAGCAAAAAUUCUACUGGGGUCACAAGGAGAUUCUCAUUCCUGUCUACAAGAAAAUGUCCGAUGCCAUGACAAAGCACAAGGAAGCUGAUGUCCUUGUGAAUUUUGCCUCAUUGCGUAGUGCAUACGAGAGUACAGUUGAAGUUCUGGAGUAUCCACAAAUUCGCACAGUGGCCAUCAUUGCUGAGGGUAUCCCGGAGAAUAUGACGCGGAAGUUAAUUGUAAUGGCUCAAGAGAAGGGGGUUUCAAUUAUUGGUCCUGCAACGGUGGGAGGUGUGAAGCCAGGUUGUUUCAAGAUUGGCAACACGGGUGGUAUGUUGGACAACAUUCUCCACUCUAAGCUAUAUCGUCCUGGCAGUGUAGCUUACGUGUCACGAUCUGGUGGGAUGUCCAAUGAGUUGAAUAACAUCAUAUCCAAAGCUACUGAUGGUGUAGCUGAAGGUGUAGCAAUUGGGGGUGAUCGCUACCCUGGAACAACCUUUAUGGAUCACAUUUUGCGAUAUCAAGCAGAUCCGGAUAUUAAGAUGAUUGUUCUCCUGGGUGAAGUUGGUGGUGUUGAGGAGUACGAAGUUUGUCAGUCCCUCCGUGAGAAGCGCGUAACAAAGCCCCUGAUUGCUUGGUGCAUUGGCACGUGUGCUGGUAUGUUUAAAUCUGAAGUACAAUUCGGACAUGCGGGAUCUUGUGCAAAUUCCGAAAGAGAAACCGCCUCGACUAAGAACAAAGCUCUCAAGGAGGCUGGAGCCUAUGUACCAGCAUCAUUUGACACUUUGGGCGAUCUCAUUGGUAAUGUGUACACAGAACUUGUCAAGAAAGGCUACAUUGUACCCGUGCAGGAAGUUCCACCACCUACAGUACCCAUGGACUACUCAUGGGCUAGAGAAUUAGGACUAAUCCGCAAACCUGCAUCCUUCAUGACUUCCAUCUGUGACGAACGUGGGCAGGAGCUUCUCUACGCAGGAAUGCCAAUCAGUGAUGUGUUGAAUAAAAAUGUAGGCAUCGGUGGAGUUAUCUCACUUCUGUGGUUCCAAAAGUGUCUCCCACCCUAUGUUUGCAAAUUCUUUGAGAUGUGCUUAAUGGUCACAGCUGAUCAUGGACCUGCCGUUUCGGGUGCACAUAACACGAUUGUUUGUGCUCGAGCUGGAAAGGAUUUAGUCUCAUCACUCGUUAGUGGACUGCUUACUAUCGGAGAUCGUUUUGGUGGUGCUCUCGAUGGGGCUGCAAGGCAAUUUUCCGAGGCAUAUGAUUCAAAUCUCCAUCCAAUGGAAUUUGUUAAUGCAAUGAGAAAGAAGGGUUUGCUAAUCAUGGGCAUUGGGCAUCGUGUAAAGUCCAUCAAUAAUCCAGAUAUUCGUGUGAAAAUUAUCAAGGAGUUUGUUAUGGAGAAUUUCCCAGCAAAGCCCCUUCUUGAGUACGCUUUGGAGGUGGAGAAGAUCACGACGAGCAAAAAACCUAAUUUGAUUUUGAACGUUGAUGGUGUCAUUGCAACAUCUUUUGUGGAUAUGUUGAGAAAUUGUGGAUCCUUUACGAGUGACGAGGCUCAGGAGUACAUCAACAUCGGUGCUAUCAAUUCCCUCUUUGUUCUGGGACGUAGUAUCGGUUUUAUUGGGCAUUAUAUGGAUCAGAAGCGUCUUAAGCAAGGGCUUUACCGUCACCCAUGGGAUGAUAUCUCAUACGUGCUACCAGAACAAUUUAACUAAAACAAAAAGGAUUUUACUGUGAAAAGAAUUCUUCACAGAAUCCAUCCAAGAAUCACGGCAAUAGAAUUACAUAAAUCAGAGUCAAGACAUUCAGAGUGUAAAUUUUUUUUUCGUUAGAAAAGAAGAGAAAAUAAUUGAAAGGUGUCCAUGUAGCACGGAAAAAAUCUAUAUGCUUCAAAAAUUAUUGGUUAAUCUCAAAUUAGAAAGCGCACACAACAUAAAAAUGUUUUUCAAUGUAAAAGAGCACAAAGAAAAAAAAUAUGUUAGAAAGGAGAAUUAAAAAUUCUUGAAAAUGCACAAAUUAUGAAAAGAAAAAUAGAAAUUCAAUUUUUAAUUUUAAGAUUUUACUUUCUAUAUGAUUAAAUUUUUUCAAUCUCAAUGAAAUCUUUGGAAUAAGCAGUAAUCAAGAUUUUUUUUAUAAAUAAUGCUGUGUUGUCUAUAUUCUGUGGAAGAUUUUUUUUUGUAAUAGUGUAAUGUAUGAUUUUUUUUUCCAAAAAAUUAUAUUUGUUUCAUUUCGGAGGAUUUUUUGUUUAAAAAAAAUAUUUUCUCAUUUAUUGUUAUUUUAAACUUUAUAGACAUUUUCAAAAAACAGAGAUGUCCAGAGAAAAUAAAAAUCUCUGCAAGUUCCCUAAAUACGAUUGUAAUUAAAAUUAACAAAGAGAAUCUCUGAAAAGGGAAGAAAAAAGGCUUGUAUUGAAAUGUUAGGACUUUCUUUUUUUUUUUUAAGAGAAAAUAGGUUUUGUAAUUUUUUUUUCAUUUUCUUAUAUGAUUUUUUGAUACUUUUUAUAUUGCAUUUGCGAGUUUAGAAUAAAUUUCUGGUCUUUUCUAAGUUGAAUAAUUCUAACUUAUUGCUUUAAUAAAAUAUUGAAUUAUUUACUAUCUACCUAUACUUAUCUAAUGUUAUUUUUCUGAGUUUUAAGCGGAUGAGGAAGAAAAAUUUAAGAUCAGAACAAAAAUUUUAGAGGCACGAGUAAGACAAUCUAUUGAACAAAAAAAAGUUAAUAAAAAGAUCGCAUAAAACUUUUGAAAAACGGAAUUAUUUAAGCGGAAAAUCCAAUCUUUCUGCUUAUGUUUUUUUUUUAUGUUAAUUCAUUACAUGUCCAUUAAAAUAAACUUUUCUUGAAGUUUCCUUAAAAAAAACCUUCAGAAUCACUAAAAAAUAAAUGAUAAUUUUGGAACAAAUGUAAAUCAAGUUAAUGAUAAAAAAUAACAUUAAUAGGGAAAGAAAAGAAUGUAUUUCUUUAUUUUUUUUUACAAUAUAUAUUUUCAAAACAUCAAUUACAUUAUUUCUGCAACAAAAAUUGCACUUGUUAAUCAAAUUAGGAAGAUUACAUGGUUUAAUCGGAUAAAUUGUAGAUUUUGCACAUUCCUAGUAUAUAUUAAAAUAAAAGCACAGUUCAAAAAAAAACUACAUAAUGUAUGUUAGAAAACAAAAAAAAAUAAUGAGAAAAAGAUCCGUCAAAGCUAAAAAAAAAUGUUAAUUGUUGAAAGCAAAAGCUGAAUGGAGAUAAAAAUUUGUCAGAAAGUACAUUUAUAUUUUAACUAAAUAAAAAGGAUUUGUAGAGAAGAAUA
Lutzomyia longipalpis is the source of this 5269-nucleotide messenger RNA. It is a transcript of the gene ATPCL, whose product is annotated as ATP-citrate synthase. The record is from RefSeq and is a predicted model, not a curated record. The transcript has 10 exons. Gene Ontology annotation, molecular function: ATP citrate synthase activity. NCBI's taxonomy places the organism in Eukaryota, Metazoa, Arthropoda, Insecta, Diptera, Psychodidae. Bases 383 to 3697 code for a protein of 1104 amino acids. Gene Ontology annotation, cellular component: cytosol. Gene Ontology annotation, biological process: citrate metabolic process; tricarboxylic acid cycle; fatty acid biosynthetic process.